Messenger RNA from Momordica charantia (bitter melon), 992 nucleotides. RefSeq names its product transcription factor IIIB. The record is from RefSeq and is a predicted model, not a curated record. NCBI's taxonomy places the organism in Eukaryota, Viridiplantae, Streptophyta, Magnoliopsida, Cucurbitales, Cucurbitaceae.
AAAAUAAAAAAUGCUCCAGAAGAUUAUGUCUACGGCAACUCAGCAAAAAUCAUCUUGGACCCGAGAUUGAUGAAGUGAAGCCGUAUAUAAGUUUCGAAGCCAACAGCCAAAAAAGGGCAAAGAAAUCGAGCAUCAUCUCCGCAGCACUGUGUUCGUUCCAAUGGAUUAAUGGCUUCUUCUGAUUCGGUUUCUGUUUGACUUUGCAGGGGGAUCUGUGGGCUGAAUAGCUGGAGGGAUUCGGAUGGACAAGCUUUUAGAGUUUGGACGAAGGGCCCUCUUCUACGUUAGGGUUCUCUCCGGCUACGAAGAGCGCCGGAUUCGAUCGUUUAGGUUGGAGCUCGAGAAGCGUCUCAAGCAGGCAGAGGAAAAAAAAGCUGCCAUGAGAAAGAUACCUGAGCAGGCCAUCUUAGGAGAAGUUCGCCGUAUGGUGGAGGAGAUGCAAACUCUUAAUAAAAAGUUAGAGGAAACAGAGUCUGCCAUUGAAGAGUACUUCAAGCCAAUUGACAAAGAAGCAGAGGCACUAAUGAAAAUGCAGCUUGAAGGAGAAGAGAGAAAAAUGAAGGACAUGGUUAAAGUCAUGCAGCAACAGGCUUUGUUUGAAAAGGCUGAGGCAGGUAAAGUUACCACCUCUACCCUUCAAACUGACAAAAACCAACACAACCAAAACCUUGCAUCUGACAAAACCCCUCAAAAAACUCAGUUGAGUUGAUUCUAUGACAAGUUAGUGAUUAUUGAUUAAAUUAAUAAAAGUCUGUUAGUGUGCAAUUUUGGUGCCACCAAUGUCAUAUAUACACUCCACUUUAUAGUUGUGAUUAUAAAGCCCCUCAGUUUUAAUCACAGAGGCAUUAUUGAUUGUAUUUAGUUUAUUAUAUGAUAGUUUCUUUUGCCCAAUUCAGAUGUAUGGACUUGAAACUGUCAACUUUUUUUAGUAUGGAGCUGUUGUUUCAUGAAAGAUGCUUAUUAACGAUAUCGAUACCUUAAACUUUACAAAA